Molecule: messenger RNA, 393 nt
Organism: Penicillium soppii
Lineage: Eukaryota; Fungi; Ascomycota; Eurotiomycetes; Eurotiales; Aspergillaceae
Exons: 1
Coding region: 1-393 (130 amino acids)
Source: RefSeq, a predicted model, not a curated record
AUGCCUGUCACUACUCGAUCGGCCGGACGUGCCAGUGCAAAGAAUCCCGAGAAGAUUACAACGAAACAAGCAUCAAAGAAACAGAAUGACUUGCAUGCUGUCAACAACACUAUCAAGAAUACAAACGCCAAAGAUCCAUAUCCAGCGAAAAUGCUACCUCAGAGCCGCAGACUUCUAGAAUGGAUAUCGCUUAAAUAUCCACCCAAUGGUAUUAUCCUUAAUAGCGAUGAACUUUUAGCUACCCUCCAAGAGAUCCAAAAACUCCAAGAAUGCAUCGGUAUCGCCCGAGGCCGUCCGCAUGAGCCAAGGGAUUUUGAGUGGUUGAUUAUCGGUAAGCAGUCUUACCUUCUCGAUGUGAAAAGAUGCUUGCUAUGCCGUCUUCUGAAUGUCUAA